Molecule: messenger RNA, 4477 nt
Organism: Contarinia nasturtii (swede midge)
Lineage: Eukaryota; Metazoa; Arthropoda; Insecta; Diptera; Cecidomyiidae
Exons: 11
Coding region: 602-2149 (515 amino acids)
Biological process (GO): regulation of DNA-templated transcription
Molecular function (GO): protein binding
Source: RefSeq, a predicted model, not a curated record
AUAUUUUCAACGCAAAUAUUUGUUUGUGUGUAACUGUGAAUGUUAGUAUAUCUUUGUAUACGAAUGUGACCGCUCAAUUUCCAACCGCCUUCAUCACAUUCAUUUCAAAUCAAUAAUCAAUAUCAAUCGCGCGUGGUCUCUGGUCUGUCUACCGAAUGUACUAUACUAGAUUCGUAUUUAUUUCAUUAGUCGCAUUAUAUCAAUUAUAAUUGGCGUGUAUUUGUGGCGUUGUUUUUUUUGUGUGCGCAUAUUUGUGUGUAUUUUAUAGAGAAACAGCUAAUAAAUGAAAAAUAAAAGAAAAUAUGUUACAGUGAAAAGAAAAAGAUAGUGAAGUGAUGGUCUGGCCAAAGAAAAAUAAGCAAACAAAAAAUAUACAAUUUAUUCUAUGACGACUUUUUAUAGUGCCAUUUUGAUAAAGUAAUUCAAAAACCGAGUUUAAAUGCCAACAAAUCAGGCAAAUAUACCUGCAUAAAAAGUGCGAUAAAGAAACAAAUAAAAAUUUGCAAUAAUAAAAGAAGAAGAAGUGGUUGGUGCUAGAAUCACUCAUUGCAACGACCUCUCAUCAGACGAUUAACAUUUUUGCUGAUUUAUUAUAGUCAACAUGAUGUCAAUGUACAGAACAAUAAAGUCGAAGACAAGUACGAUGCAGAAACGGCGACGAGAACGAUCCCUUGGUCCAUUGGAGACAUUACCACGGGAAAUGGUUUCACGUCGAAAAAUAUUAUCUCGUUCGCGAGAUGAUUUGAAUUUAGAACAUCAAUAUCAACAACAACAAGAUGACGAAGAAGAUGUUUGGUAUCAAAAAGACAAACUUUAUAAGGAACAUAUACAAGAAGUUUUAGACAAAUGGACUCAAAUCGAUGAUGAAAUAUGGGCCAAGGUUAUCGUAUUCGAACGUAAUCGGAGAGUGGCCAAAGCAUAUGCACGCGCACCAGUAUUAACAAUAAAUGGCUCUGACGACGGUUUCGAUGGUAUGAGAAUUGGUUUGAGUGGCUUUGAUAACCCAAUGCGAGAUCCAAAAACAGAGGAACUAAAGCGACAUGUUGGACAGGGUGUCAAAAUCAAGAUGGAUGACGCUGGUAAUAUUUUAAUUCGUCGCUAUGCCAAAAGUAAUGUUUAUGUUAAAAGCACAGCAGCAAAUGCUAACGAUGAAACAGCCAUCGGAGCAGAGAUCCUAAAACUACCAAAUAGUGCAUUAGAGAGCGAGAAAAUUGUUAAGUUAUUCGAUAUGAAAAAGUUUCAAUCAAAUGUCAAUCGUGAAUUGAGAAGGGCAUAUCCAGACCGAAGAAGACUUGAAACGCAAUGCCUUUCUCUAGUUGCAUUUGUUAAAGCUGAAAAUGAUUUAUUGGAUUGUCCGAUAUGGGUGCUUAUAGUAAAUGUAGUAGCAAUGGAUAUGCUAAAAAGCAAAUUGCCGCCGGUUCAUCGACCACUUGAUAUUAAAAAUCGGCCAAGGAUUCCAAUUCCAGAUGAAGACCCUUACAGCAUAGCAGGUAAUGGUGGGGGUAGUGGUAGUUCGGGUAGUUCUGGUUUUGGAACUAAUAAUGGAAAUAGUUGUAGCACUCCAGGUCAUGUUGCAUCAACUCGUGAGCAGUUGUUAUUACAAACACAGAAGCUUGCAUCACGGCGCAGCGAGAAACCACCAAAAUUGCCACCACGUGAUAAUAUCUAUCAUCCACAUGACAUUCCAAAGCCUGACUAUGAUGACAUCAACGAAGAUGAUCAAUUAAAAGCGUUCCGCGUUAAAUCAGACAAAGGACGGGAUUUGAACAAGAAAUACGACGAUCCCUACUACUGUGGCUUGAGAGCUCGCGUCCCGAACUUUGUAAAAUCAUCAAAAAAUAAGGGCAAAGAAAGUUUGUCGCCCAUGAAGAGGAUAUCUGUAUCUAAUUUACAACAUCCAUCAGCUGCAUCGUUAGCAUCACUGCAUCAGCUGCAUCAAAUGCAUCCCCAACAUUUGUAUGGCGGAAGUCAUCAUGCGCAUUCAGCACAAUAUCCGCAUCAUAUGAUGUUGCAUACUAGGAGUUUUGAAAGUGGCAUUGACUCAGACAUGAUAGAAUCUCCAUACAAUCAUAUAUAUGGUCGAUUACCGCUACCAACUCGUGGAUAUGUGCCUCAACAAAGAGCAAUGUAUAUUGGCGAGUGGGACUGAUUGUUUACAGAUGAUUCAAAUGAAUUACUUUAAUUAAUAAGACAUAGAUAGAUCUAUAAAAUUAUAAUUCGAUCACUCUUAAGUUUCGAUACCAUCCUUAUGUUGCCCCUGUCCAUACCAAUACACACGUAAAUUCUUCGACCUUUAAAUAAAAGCAGUUGGCAAUAUAUGUUUUUUUUACUAUUGUUAAAUAUCCAAUAAUUCUUUGUUUUUGAACUCACCAUUUUUUUUCUCUCUCUCUCUCGACCAAACCUGAGCAGUUGUAGGUUUUUUUUUCUACGUGAAUAUCCUGUUCAGUUUCUAUGGAUAAUAUUUAUUAUGUACUUUGCUGCCAAUUAUAUGAUGAAUGUUUUAGGUUAUUGUACAAAAGGUACCAAACAAUUUGAUUAACUAAAAUUAUUAAAUUAGACAAUUCUAAUAUUAUUGAGAAAAAUAUUUUUGCGAACCAUUUUUUCACUGCCCCAAUAAAUGCGCCAUUUAGAGACGUUAUCCGGCCUUACCGGUUAUUAAAAUGUAAUGAAGAAGAUGUAUGAAAUUAUCAAUUAUAUGAAAGUCAUCAAGCUAAUAAACGGACAGGGAUAAAUUCGUGAUUACUUCAGAAACGAAUUUUAAUGAAUUGAUGAAAAACCAUUUAACAUUUGAAACAUCUUUUAGUUUUGUGAAUAUCUGAACUUUUACCUUCAGCAUAUACAUGACACCUUAAAAAUUACCAAAAUUGUAACGACAUUUCUUUGAAAAUCAAAUGUUGAUCUUUAUUAUUCAAACAUAUCGAGGGACUAUAAUCUCUUGUAAAUUUUUUCGGAAUUUAUCUCUGUGAUCCGUUUAAAACUUUCAUUUUCUUAAAUUAGGCAUUUAAAAGUAAGUUAAUAUUAUUAUUUCUUUUUUUCUGAUGAAUUCAGAUGAUUGAGUAGGAAACAUAAUUAGCAAAGAUUACAAUGUAGCGAAACGAAUCUAUCAUUGUACCAAGUAAGAUUUAUUCGCUUAAAAUAGUCACUGUUUUUCAUGCUGAAUUUGAUUUAAAGAACAAACCAUAAACAAAAUAUUGUAAUGAUUUUUUUCGCUUUUUUAUAUAAAUAAGCAUUUUUGUAUAAGAAAUUAAGAGAUUAGAGAAAAGAGGGAGAAGAAUUCAUUUUUGUAUGAUAUUUAAUAUUAAUUGAAAUGAAACAUAGAUUGAUAAAAGUUAAUAUCAGUCUUGUUACGACAAAUAAAAUACUUUUUUUCUUCUUUAAAUGCUAAUGAAAGCUAUAAGAAAGAUGUAAUACUGCAGUCAUAGAUCGAAUACAUUAAUGUAAACCGUCUAUGCAUCUUUUGCAUACGCUCAAGUCAACAGAUUCAAAGAUUUUCGGACAAAAUCACCACAGAAAGUAAGCAGUCAUUCAUUUUGAAUGGGGAGCUUCAUAAAAAAUAAUGGACUUUGAAAUGAUGUUAAUAUUAUUUAACAAUGCAUGUAAUGCAAUUGUGUUUAAAUUCGAUAAAUGAUUUCUGACAAUUAACUUUUGAUUUCUGAUUUGGACCUUUGAUUUCUGAAUUUUUGAUUUUUAAUAGAAGCCAUAAGAAAACCAUAGAUUUAUUGCCUAAAACUAUAAAAAAUAUAAUUCACAUAUAGUUGGCGCUGCAUUAUAUGCAAACUUGUUUUCCGUUGCAUGGACUAAGUGGAAAGUAAACGCUUAUUAGAUAGAAUGUAGCGCCAACUAUACGUGAAUUUUAUUUUUUUAUCAUUUUUGGCAGUAAUCUUAUCGCUUCUUUUGACUCAUCGGUAGUCCCAAGUAUGUCAUUGAGUCAAUAUGUCGAAAGAAAAAAUCAGGAUCUAUAAGCCAUUAUCAAAAAAUGUGAAGAGUCAAGAACACCAUUAAAUGUCAAACUGCCACAAUAUUUGCUGUUGAUUUUGCUUUUUUUAUACUUCCAAGGCUUACAAAAUGCGGCAUUAUUGUAUGGAUUUUGACUUCGCUCAAAGAUGUCCACAACUGUUAGUAAGUCAUAGUUCCAAUCAGUUUAUGACUGCAGCUUCAAUCUGUUCUAAGUUGAUGUUGUAACUAUAGUACUAACUAGAUCUAGUGUACCAUAAUCGCAUUGUCAAUAUAUCGCAGCCGUGCAUAGUUUAUAUACUUUGAAAUUAACGACAGUCAAAGAACAUGAACUAUCAAAUUGUCAUUCACUAACACACAACAAGAUACUAAACGGCAUUUAUUUUUAUGCUGCAUUGUUUCACAUUGUAGCAAAUUACCAAAUACCAAUGGAUUGAUUUUUUUAAAAUGGUAUUUUCAUUGGUUCUUUUAGAUUUUUUAAAAAAAAUUUAUCAAAAUGGAUUAGUUUUUACCGUGAACAUUA